Molecule: messenger RNA, 2790 nt
Organism: Larimichthys crocea (large yellow croaker)
Lineage: Eukaryota; Metazoa; Chordata; Actinopteri; Sciaenidae
Gene: hsp90aa1.2
Product: heat shock protein 90, alpha (cytosolic), class A member 1, tandem duplicate 2
Exons: 12
Coding region: 228-2441 (737 amino acids)
Biological process (GO): protein folding
Molecular function (GO): ATP-dependent protein folding chaperone; ATP binding; ATP hydrolysis activity
Source: RefSeq, a predicted model, not a curated record
GAAGAUUCCAGAUGGUUCUGGAAGCUCAGGUCAGGAUUUCUCGAACGCUCGGUGAGGGUACUAAAGCCUGUGUCCGCACUAGAUAGCUCACCAGCCGGGUAGUCUGCGACUUAGAGGCGACCUCCACACAGCUGACACCGAAGUGUUCGAUACAGCGAAGACCCAAGCUCAUCUCGCCCACAUUCGCCUUUGCGUUCCUCAAAACUGUGAAGACAGACAGCAGCCACAUGAUGCCUGAAUUACACGACCAACCAAUGGAGGAGGAGGCUGAGACCUUUGCAUUCCAGGCUGAGAUCGCUCAGCUUAUGUCCCUUAUCAUCAACACCUUCUAUUCCAAUAAAGAGAUCUUCCUUAGAGAGCUUAUCUCCAACUCUUCAGAUGCUCUAGAUAAAAUCCGCUAUGAGAGUCUCACUGACCCUUCCAAGCUGGACAGUGGCAAGGACCUUAAAAUUGAAGUCAUUCCCAACAAAGAGGAACGCACCCUGACCCUGAUCGACACAGGUAUCGGCAUGACCAAGGCUGACCUAAUCAACAAUCUGGGCACAAUCGCCAAGUCUGGCACCAAAGCUUUCAUGGAGGCUCUGCAGGCUGGAGCUGACAUCUCCAUGAUUGGUCAGUUUGGUGUGGGUUUCUACUCUGCCUACCUGGUGGCUGAGAAGGUUACGGUUAUAACUAAACACAAUGAUGACGAGCAGUAUGCCUGGGAAUCCUCUGCUGGUGGCUCAUUCACGGUUAAAGUGGACAACUCUGAACCCAUGGGACGUGGCACCAGGGUGAUCCUACACUUAAAAGAAGACCAGAUAGAAUACAUUGAGGAGCGAAGAAUCAAAGAGAUUGUGAAAAAGCACUCACAGUUUAUCGGCUAUCCCAUCACACUCUUUGUGGAGAAAGAGCGUGACAAGGAGGUGAGUGACGACGAAGCGGAGGAGGAGGAGGAGAAGGAGAAAGACAAGGAUGAAGACGAGGAGAAGGACGAGGACAAGCCCGAGAUUGAGGACGUCGGGUCAGAUGAGGAGCACGACCACGACCACGACCACGACCACAAGUCUGGUGACAAAAAGAAGAAGAAGAAGAAGAUCAAGGAGAAGUACAUUGACCAGGAAGAACUGAACAAGACCAAACCCCUGUGGACCCGGAACCCAGAUGACAUCACCAAUGAGGAGUACGGAGAGUUUUACAAGAGUCUAACCAAUGACUGGGAAGACCACCUGGCUGUUAAGCACUUUUCAGUAGAGGGUCAGCUUGAAUUCCGUGCCCUGCUCUUUGUGCCUCGUCGCGCUCCCUUCGACCUCUUUGAGAACAAGAAGAAGAAGAACAACAUCAAGCUGUACGUGCGCAGGGUCUUCAUCAUGGACAACUGCGAUGAGCUCAUCCCUGAGUAUCUCAAUUUCAUCAAGGGUGUGGUGGACUCUGAGGAUCUGCCCCUGAACAUCUCCAGAGAGAUGCUGCAGCAGAGCAAGAUCCUGAAGGUCAUCCGCAAGAACCUGGUCAAGAAGUGUCUGGAACUCUUCACCGAACUCGCCGAGGACAAGGACAACUACAAAAAGUGCUACGAGCAGUUCUCCAAGAACGUCAAGCUCGGUAUUCAUGAGGAUUCUCAAAACAGAAAGAAACUAUCUGAGCUGCUGCGAUAUUACACCUCAGCUUCUGGAGACGAGAUGGUGUCCUUGAAGGACUAUGUUACGCGUAUGAAAGACAGCCAAAAACACAUCUACUACAUCACUGGUGAGACCAAAGAUCAGGUGGCUAACUCUGCCUUUGUGGAGCGCCUUCGCAAAGCCGGCCUCGAGGUCAUUUACAUGAUCGAGCCCAUCGACGAGUACUGUGUCCAACAGCUGAAGGAGUUUGAAGGCAAGAACCUGGUUUCAGUGACAAAGGAAGGCCUGGAGCUGCCUGAGGAUGAGGAAGACAAGAAGAAGCAGGAGGAGAAGAAGGCUCAGUUUGAAAAUCUGUGCAAGAUUAUGAAGGACAUCUUGGAGAAGAAGGUGGAGAAGGUCACAGUCUCCAACCGUCUAGUCUCAUCCCCAUGCUGCAUUGUCACUAGUACUUAUGGCUGGACAGCCAACAUGGAGAGGAUCAUGAAGGCCCAGGCUCUAAGAGACAACUCCACCAUGGGUUACAUGGCAGCUAAAAAGCACCUUGAGAUCAACCCUGACCACCCAAUCGUGGAGACCCUGAGGCAAAAGGCAGAGGCUGAUAAGAAUGACAAGUCUGUGAAGGACCUGGUGAUUCUCCUGUUUGAGACUGCCCUGCUGUCUUCAGGAUUUACCUUGGAUGACCCCCAGACCCACUCCAAUCGCAUCUAUAGAAUGAUCAAGCUUGGUCUUGGUAUUGAUGAAGAUGAUCUGACACCAGAUGAUGUCACCUCUGCACCCACUGAGGAGAUGCCCCCUCUGGAAGGGGACGAUGAUGAUGCUUCCAGGAUGGAGGAAGUGGAUUAGGCCUGUGUCUUUAACCUGCUGAAGUUCAGAAAUAGUGUACAAUUUAAAGAUUAAUGUUGUAAAUGAGACUGGCGUGUCCUUCCCCCAUCCCCCAAACCCCCCUUUUUGAAGUUCAUUUUAUUUCCCUCCCCUUGAACUGACCACAUGCAGUUCUGAUUCAUUCCUUUUUAGAACUUUAUUUUUGAAGUUGUCACUUUUUGUAUCCUGAGUUUUAUUAAUGUAUUUGUUUUUGUAUUUUUUUGACAUUCUGAUGUUCUUUGAGUGUUCUUACUUUAACUGUAAAUAUAUCAAUUGAUACUGUAUUUGAACGGGUGGGACACAAAUAAAGAUUUACCAUGUUAACAAGUCA